UUUAAAUCUUGUUUAUCGUUGAAAGCCCGUACAGAAGAAAAAUUGGAAGCGACUGGACUGAGAAAUAGGCGUAGGCAAUUGGGAUGAAGACAACCACAAGCGUUGUCUGAACUGUGAAUUGUGAGAGCGAGAGCGAGGAAGGUUGAAGAGAUUAAGAAUGGCAAGUAAGGCCAACCUUCCGAAAUCUGGAGCCAUUUCCAAGGGCUACAACUUCGCAUCUAACUGGGAACAGAACACGCCAUUAACGGAGCAGCAGCAAGCGGCCAUUGCAACCCUAUCGCAUUCCGUCGCAGAGCGACCCUUCCCUCCCAAUUUGGGCCAGGACCGUACAGGACAUCAAAAUGCCCUGUCCGUCUCCACCAAGGACAGCUCCUUUGGCUCGGAACACUCUGUUGCUAUAGAAGCCGUUCUCGUCAACACAAAUCAGUUUUACAAAUGGUUUACAGAUCUUGAAGCCGCUUUGAAGUCGGAGACAGAGGAGAAGUAUCGCCACUAUGUAGACACUUUGACAGAGCGCAUACAGACUUGUGAUGGUAUACUUGGUCAGGUGGAUGACACCCUAGACUUGUUUAAUGAACUGCAACUUCAGCAUCAGGCAGUAGCAACGAAGACUAAAACUCUUCACGAUGCAUGCGACAGACUGUUAAUAGAGAAGCAACGACUGAUUGAAUUUUCAGAAGCACUCCGCAGUAAGCUGAACUACUUUGAUGAAUUGGAGAAUAUUGCGACCAAUUUUUAUUCUGCAAACAUGAAUGUUCUAAAUGAGAACUUUCUCCCUCUUCUCAAACGCCUUGAUGAUUGCAUAUCGUAUGUUGAAAGCAAUCCACAAUAUGCAGAAUCCAGUGUUUACCUACUCAAGUUUCGACAAUUGCAGUCUCGAGCUUUGGGCAUGAUUCGUUCUCAUGUACUUUCAGUUCUCAAAGGUGCUUCUUCUCAGGUACAGGCAGCUAUCCGAAGUAGCGGGGGCAGCAAAGCAUCUGUUUCUGAGGGUGUGGAAGCAUCUGUUAUAUAUGUCCGUUUCAAGGCAGCAGCAAGUGAGCUUAAGCCAGUGCUGGAGGAAAUUGAAAGCAGAUCAUCAAGGAAAGAAUAUACUCAGAUCCUGGCGGAAUGCCACAAACUAUAUUGUGAACAGAGACUUUCCUUGGUAAGAGGUAUAGUACAUCAACGGAUAUCUGAAUUUGCCAAGAAAGAGGCCUUGCCAUCAUUGACUAGAUCUGGAUGUGCAUAUCUAAUGCAGGUCUGUCAGCUUGAGCAUCAACUUUUUGAUCAUUUUUUCCCAUCUUCUGCAGAGGACGUUUCAAGUUUGGCUCCAUUGAUAGAUCCUCUGUCUACAUAUUUGUAUGAUACACUGCGGCCAAAACUUAUUCAUGAAACAAAUGUUGAUUUUCUUUGCGAACUUGUUGAUAUAUUGAAAGUUGAAGUCCUAGGUGAACAGUUAAGUCGGAGGAGUGAAUCAUUAGCUGGUCUACGUCCUACACUAGAGAGAAUUCUUGCAGAUGUUCAUGAACGGUUGACUUUCCGUGCUCGAACACAUAUUCGUGAUGAGAUAGCAAAUUAUUUUCCUUUGGAUGAAGACUUGGAUUACCCUGCAAAGCUGGAAAGAUCUGUGGCAGAUAAUCUUGAAACUACUUCUCAGGCUGAUGAAAACCUAGUCUUCAAAACGUGGUAUCCACCUCUAGAGAAAACGAUAUCUUGCCUUUCAAAGUUGUAUCGCUGUUUAGAGCCAGGAGUUUUCACUGGUUUAGCACAGGAAGUGGUUGAAGUUUGUUCAACAUCUAUCCAGAAAGCGAGCAAACUCAUUGCAAGGAGAUCAUCACCAAUGGAUGGUCAGCUUUUCCUCAUAAAGAAUCUUCUUAUCUUAAGGGAGCAGAUUGCACCAUUCGAUAUUGAGUUUUCUGUCACACAUAAGGAACUCGAUUUCUCACACUUGCUGGAGCAUCUAAGACGAAUUCUUAGAGGUCAAGCCUCUUUAUUUGAUUGGUCCAGGUCAACUUCACUGGCAAGGACCUUAUCUCCCCGAGUUUUGGAAAGUCAAAUAGAUGCUAAGAAGGAAUUGGAGAAAAGCCUGAAAACCACUUGUGAGGAGUUCAUAAUGUCAGUCACUAAGCUGGUUGUGGAUCCUAUGCUUUCAUUUGUUACCAAGGUCACAGCUGUGAAAGUUGCAAUGUCAUCUGGCAGCCAGAAUCAAAAGGCAGAGUCGGUUAUGGCCAAACCACUCAAAGAUCAAGCUUUUGCAACUCCAGAUAAGGUGGCUGAACUUGUUCAAAAGGUAGCUGCUGCUAUUCAGCAAGAGUUGCCAAUAGUAAUGACAAAGAUGAAGCUUUAUCUGCAGAACCCAUCAACACGAACUAUUCUAUUCAAACCCAUAAAGACAAAUAUCAUGGAAGCUCAUGUGCAAGUACAGUCCCUGCUAAAGGCCGAGUAUUCCCCCGAAGAGAUACAAGGCAUCAUAAACAUGCCUUCCAUACAAGAACUUCAAGCACAACUGGAUAAUCUCCUUUAGAGUGUUUGUGAACUUAAACGUUGUUCUUAUUAGCUGGAUGAUCUAGAGGUUGUUAUUGUUAGAUUAGAGAAAUGCUGCAAUAUUGCAACACUUUUUUUGGUGAAAGGACGAAUUUAUGUAUCAGUUUUGGCUUCAGAUAAUCAGCCGAUGGGUAGUGUUAUAGGGUGUUUUAUCAGCCAGAUUGCUCAUAGGCUGUUUCAGUGAAGCACAUUUUCUAUUUUUGUGAACGGUCAUUCUUUUUAUAUAAGAGAUUCAGAA
This is a messenger RNA of Prunus avium (sweet cherry), 2761 nucleotides long. RefSeq names its product sec34-like family protein. Gene Ontology annotation, biological process: intracellular protein transport; intra-Golgi vesicle-mediated transport; Golgi organization. Gene Ontology annotation, cellular component: cis-Golgi network; COG complex; membrane. The record is from RefSeq and is a predicted model, not a curated record. NCBI's taxonomy places the organism in Eukaryota, Viridiplantae, Streptophyta, Magnoliopsida, Rosales, Rosaceae.